UCUACUAAUUUCAAUUUGGUCACGAUGCCUUAGUUUAGUUUAGUUUAUUGUUUAUUUGACAGGGACAACGCACAAUUUUACAAUUGCACCAGAGUUAGCCGGCAGCCAAUUUGCAUCUGCAGUCCCUAAAUGCUUUACCGGUCUCACUGACUAAUAAAGACAGCGUUUGUUUUAUCGACACCUCUUAUUUGUCACAAUGACCCAAGCUGAGAGAGAACAAGAAAACAGCAAAGAAAAAGAAAAGGAACGAGAGAAGGAAAAAGAGAAGGAACAGCAGCGUGGGGUCAAAAGACCCAUCGCGCCACCGGCCAUCCCUGAACCCCUUCAAGAACAAAUACAGAGCAACUUCAUAGUUGUCAUUCACCCAGGCUCCAGGACACUCCGGAUCGGGAGAGCAACAGACACUCUUCCCGUGAUGGUCCCCCAUGUGAUCGCCCGCAGACAUAAGCAAAGUGGGCAGUCCAAAUAUGAAGACCCGUGGCUUCUGAGAGACGGUCUGAAUAAACCAGAGAGUAAUGAACAGAGGCAAAAUGGGCUGAAAAUGGUUGACCAAGCCAUCUGGUCCAAGAAGAUGUCCAAUGGAGUACGCAGGACGCCUGCCUCAGCUGAACAGGCCAGGCCAUAUAACCGGCAGAUCCGUCCGGCAGUACUGGACAGUAACUCUAGGGUGAAAUGGACCAACACUGCCCACCAUCCUCAGCAUUUGGUGGGAGAAGAGGCCCUGUAUGUGAAUCCAUCAGACUGUUACAACAUCCACUGGCCCAUAGUUAGAGGUCAGCUCAAUGUCCACAGUGGUCCUGGGGGCUCCCUGACGGCUGUGCUGGCUGACCUGGAGGUCAUCUGGAGUCACGUCAUUCAGAAACAUCUGGAGAUACCGCUGAAAGACUUAAAGUAUUACAGAUGCAUCCUGUUAGUCCCUGACAUCUACAACAGACAGCACAUCAAGGAACUUGUCAACGUGCUACUGCUUAACAUGGGCUUCUCAGCAAUCAUUGUACACCAGGAAUCAGUAUGUGCUACAUUUGGCAGUGGGCUAAGCAGUGCCUGUGUAGUGGAUGUAGGAGACCAGAAAAGCAGUAUCUGCUGUGUGGAGGAUGGGGUGUCCCACCGUAACUCGAGGUUGUGCCUGGCAUACGGUGGUUCAGAUGUAACACGUAGUUUCCUCUGGCUCCUGCAGAGGGCAGGCUUCCCCUAUAAAGAAUGUCAGCUGACAAACAGACUGGACUGCCAGCUCCUGCAGCACCUGAAAGAGACUUUCUGCCACCUAGACCAGGACAUAUCGGGACUACAAAAUCAUGAGUUCCGCACACGUUUCCCAGAAGCCCCGGCUCUUCUUUACCAGGUUCGACUUGGAGAUGAGAAAUUGCAGGCACCCAUGGGCCUAUUCUACCCAACCACAUUCGGCAUAGUGGGUCAGAAGAUGACAUCACUCCAAUACCGCUCCCAAGGUGAUCCAGAGGACCCUCAUGAUGAGCACUACCUGCUGGGUACCCAAAGCAAACAGGACCAGUCUUCGAAAUCCACUGCAGACCGGAAGACCCUCUCCAGACCAGGGGGAGGUCUGGAGGCUGAGCUGAGUGGACAGGGAGGCAGUGGAGACCCCUCUGACCCACCGAGGAUGGGCUGUAGUGGGGGAGGUAGUGCUGGUGGUUUUGGGGGCCAAGGGGAAAUGGAGCUGGGGCCUACCCAGGGCGAGUGCUUGAUGGGGGCAGGAGAGAUGGAGGAGCCUCCCUCUGCCCUGGUCUCCAGGAAGACAGCCAUCAUGAGCCAGUUUGAGAGCAAGGCACUGGGCCUGGAUAAGGCCAUACUGCACAGUAUCGACUGCUGUGCAUCGGACGAGACAAAGCGUAAAAUGUACAGCUCUAUCCUGGUAGUAGGGGGAGGCCUGAUGUUCCACGGUGCCCAGGAGUUCCUGCUUCAUCGCAUCAUCAACAAGAUGCCUCCUUCUUUCAGAAGGCUGGUUGACAAUGUGGAAGUCAUCAUACGACCCAAGGACAUGGACCCUCGUCUGAUCUCGUGGAAGGGAGGAGCGGUUCUGGCAUGUUUGGACACCACCCAAGAGAUGUGGAUCCACCAUAGGGAGUGGCAACGCUUUGGUGUCCGAAUGCUCAGAGAGAGAGCCGCCUUCGUCUGGUGAAACUGACGUCACUUUGCUGGUAAAAACAGAAAAGCAGAU
Lampris incognitus (smalleye Pacific opah) is the source of this 2176-nucleotide messenger RNA. RefSeq names its product actin related protein 8 (gene actr8). Gene Ontology annotation, cellular component: Ino80 complex. The record is from RefSeq and is a predicted model, not a curated record. Gene Ontology annotation, biological process: regulation of DNA-templated transcription; double-strand break repair. NCBI's taxonomy places the organism in Eukaryota, Metazoa, Chordata, Actinopteri, Lampriformes, Lampridae. The transcript has 13 exons. The coding region runs from base 197 to 2137 and encodes 646 amino acids.